CCCCUUCGUAUCGUAAAGAGGAAAAUGGGAAAAAAAUGCAAAUGGCGGUCGUUGUUAUUGUUCGCUGUUAACAAACCAGCUCGAUUUUCGGUAAAUUGUACACUUUUCGCUGCAGUAAACGGCCGGAAAAUAGCGUGCGAUGUUAGUUUCGAGUGUCGCGAGCGUUUUUGUUGUGUUGGUUGUGUGAAAUUGGAUUGGUAAAGUGGACUUUUUCACGAUAGAAAAUUGUUUCACCCUCGACGGCUCCUCGGCGGAGCAAAAAGGCUCAAAUGGGAUGGUGAUUUUCGUAACCUGAAAGCAACGGGGCUACUUCCAAAAGUGUGAAAAGUGUCCAUGAAAAGUUCGUGUUCGAAAGUGUGUUCGUGUGAAAACAGCAGGGAGGAAAAAGAAGAUGCUUGUGAGAUGGCAAAGAAAAGCAUAGUUCGAUUGGAGAAAAAAUAAUUCUGAUCGACGAUGUCUGCCCAAUGAUAUUGUAAGGAAAAUCGGGUUGCAAAAGACCUCCUCCGGCUAGAUAUGAAAUUUGUUUUAUGUGAAACAUUUGUGACAGCAUUCAAUCGCAAGCAAAAAGGCCCUCCCAUAAAAAUAUUCUCAUCAUCAUAAUCAUUGCCGUCGUCAAAAUCAAAAUGGCUGCUAUUGCCUUCAGUGGCAGUCUUCGUUGCCGUUUUGCUGCUGCUGCUGUUGAUGCUGAUGAUGGUUGCAAGAUUCUCACUAAUCGCGGCUCUCCGCUCGCGGUUCACUGCUGGAUUUGAUUAGCGAUGUGUGCGUGUGAGAAAUAGUGACAAUCGGAGAGUGUGUUGGUGCUGAGAGGUGGCUGAUAUCUGCAAAACACACGCAUACCGUCAUCUUGCGUCACGACGAAAACAGACUACUCGCUUUUUUGGGGAUCGUUCUUUCGAAAGGGCUAAACCGCCGAACAAACGUAUGGAGAUGUAAACACAACAAUAUGCAUUUUUUUGUGUGAUUUCACCGGAAGCCACACGGUGCAUUCGUCGCCUCCGAGCUGUAGAUGCUGCAUUACACGCGGCACUUAAGAGAAUGGCGGCCGAUAGCGACGGUGAUCAACAGAGCAGUUCCAACAACAUCAGCAGCACGCUAAAGGCGGUUGUCAUUUGCGAGGGAAACCUCCAUGAUCCCGAUUUUCAGUCGCGAUUAGACUGUCUGGUCGCGAAACUUACCUCGCUGGUCGAUGAACCAGCGGACAACGGAAAGCUUAAAGUGGACAAGGUGGAGCCAUGGAACAGCGUGCGUGUCACUUUGUCCAUUCCCAAGGAAGCAGCUGUAAAGCUACGAAAGCUUGCUGCCGAAGGGAACAGUGCACUGCGAGCCCUCGGUAUAUUGUCUGUGCAGCUGGAAGGAGACACCGUGUUAUCACUCAGGCUUGUGGGACAAGAAAUCGUUUUGAGAACGGAUAACUCUACCACGGCGGGACCAAGUUCUGGCAGUAGUGCAUCGAGUGGCUUAGGAGAGUUGACCAGGAUACUCUCCCAGCAGCAGCAGCAGCAACAACAUACUCAGUUGCAACAGGGGCAUCAACCAUCAUUGCCACAAGAUGCUGUAGCCGGCCCUUCGAAAGCUACUCCUCCCAUGCAGCCAAAACCAAUCGCCUCAGUUGCCACCACGACGGCUACGAUGGUAAAUGGUCCUCUAGCAGCGGAAGGCACCGUCUUCAAGUCCCCGAACACAAUAUGUCCGAUGGACGGCAAGCUCCCUGCACACGUGCCAAAUGUGGUGGAAAGCAAUGAAUAUCCUUUCGAAAGCAUGACGCAAGCCAGGGUCAUUCAGCGAAGAGAAAACACCCUCGGGAUGGGCCCCACAGCGGGUCCGAGUGGGACCGUUAAAUCAUCGUUGUUGCCCGGUGGAAGUCAUUUCGUGGCACCAAAUCCGCCGCCUCCACCUCCUCCACCAUCGUACCAAACGGCAAUAGCCACGGUUAAGAGUGGACCAUCUACAGGAUCGGUCGGAACCACAGGAACGGUUGGAAACGUAGCAAUGACUAGUCCUUUGUUGGUGAAUUUGCUCCAAAAUGAAAGCGCUAUCUCGCAAAUAGCUGCGGCUGGAGCACCAAAGCCAGCCCCGAUCGUGAAACAAGAACUAAUAGCGACCAGUGGGAAGGGUUCAAGUACGAUGAAAGCCUCCGGCGUAACAGGAAUUGCGUCAAAUUCUACUGUAGUGAAUGCUAUUAACGAUAAUGAACACAGUGUGAAUGAUAGUGGUCACCAGAAAACGUCGUGUAUUGUGACAAACAAUAAUAAUCCAGUGAAUCCAGUGAGCGCAAACAGUGGUUGCGCCACAAUAACAGUGGCACAGACGAUAUCUACUACUGUGACCUCAAAUAGUGUCGUGAAUCCCCAACAGACAAUAUUAGUGAACAAUAGCAACACUGGUGUUAUGCCGAUGACGACCGGAGCAGUUGUAACCGGACCAACGAUCAGUGCUAAUGCUAAUCUUAGCAUUACAACAAACAGUAGUAACAUAAACAAUACCGCUAGUAACAAUCAGAAUGUUUUAAAUGUGUCGCCUUCUCUAGUAACUCCACCAAUGUCAGUGCCUUCUUCACAUAAAAAUGUUAGUGUACAACAACAGCAGCAGCAACAGCAACAACAACCAAGAUUUAAUCUCGGCCCCAGUGGGGCUACCGUAGUAAGGCCUUCCACUCAGCAACCCGUAAGACCGCAGUUGGCCGGAGCUGGAAUUGUGCAUCAGCAGCAAGAACUGCAUAGACCACCCCCUCCAUCGCAACCACAGCAAACGCAUUCCCAGUUAAGCUUAAGUCGGUUUCCAAUCCAACAGCAAAACGUUUCCUUCAGGCAGCCAUCAGCACCUCAGACAUCGCAACAACAGCCAUUCAAUCCUCGCUGGACUGCACCUGCGCACUCCAUGGAUUCUGCCACCAAUUCCAGCUACCAGGAAUUCACCCGGUAUCAGAUGCAAUACAACCUAAGUCAGCAACAAUUGGUCAAACAUCCCCAAUCCGGUGCAACUGGUGGUGACCUACUGGGACUUCCCGAUCUACCCGAUUUGGGGAAGAACGAUCUGGAUUCAUUACUACCAACGUUAAACUCUGCCGAUCUGGAGGGUGCUCUUCUAGAUGGGCUGGACCUUGAUCUCGAGCAACCUCUUACUUCAGCCGGAACGCUUGCAAAGACCGAACGAAGGUGGAAGCAACAGUUUCUCAUCAAUCCACUGACCGGUGAUCUUGAGGAAACACAAGUUGAGGAAACUGAAGAGAACGACGAGGACGCGAUGAAAAAUUUCCCGGAAUUCCAUUCGGAAAUGUCGAACUCGUUGUAUUCUGACGAUGAUACUUCGUGUAGUACGGGCUUUUCGAAAUUCACAUCUGACGUCAGCGACACGGAACGAUCAAACACGAUGGAUGGAGCUUCUUCUAGUGUGAUUACUAACCCAACGUCUGGAGUGAUAAGCGCAUCGUUGGGGAAGUUAGGAAAACCGGUCAAGUUGAAGAAGGAUAAGCUUAAGGACGGAACGAAAAGUUCCGUUAAAAACAAGGAGAAGAAGCCCCGGGAGAAGAAAUCGUCCUCCUUAAAGCAAGUCAAGACGAAAGCGAAAAUCGUUGCCUCUGAGAGCGGAGGUGAAUCUCCCGGUAGUCAAGAAAAAAUCAAACUUAGACUGAAACUUGAAAAGUCAGAAGCUAUCAGUGUAAGUUUGGUGCAUUCUAAUCCGAUGAUCAGCGGUGUCGGAAGCAGUGGUUUGACCAGUAGUAAAAAAGUGCAAUCAUCACAAGUGCUAGGAGGGACUCCCGGAACGCUUAGCGGAAUGGGAAGUGUUUCCAAUCCAACGGGGGUAAAUAUUGGUUCGACGUUAUUGCAAACGUCAUUGUCAUCGAGUUCGCUCUCUUCUUCCUCAUCGUCCGUACCUGUUGGCAGUGUUACGCCACAACCAUUGCAUCAUUCACUGUCCCAGCCAGCUCUCGGCAGUAGUUUUGCCGGUACAAAUAACAGUGCCGGUAUCAGCAGCGGUAGUAGUCCAAACCUGCAAACGCAAUCUCCCGCUGGCGAGGAGCUUCGAGUACCCCCUUUACACAUUAGUUUACGAGGAAAAAACUCUGUGGUGAUCAAGAACUCGAAAAAGGAUCGGAAAAAGAGUCAAAGUGGGGGUGAGGAGGACAGUGAUGGAAACAAUUUCCAGCUCAGUAGGAAAAGCUCGAUAAAGCGGAGUAGCCAUUCCACGGAUAGUCGUCUAACGGUAGUAAUGACAAGUGAUGCCAGCAUACGAUUGAAACUCGAUGAAUCUGCGUCAUCUAUCGUGUCCGGACCUUCUUCAAUGCCAUCCUCACCGAAUCAUCACAACCACAAUAGUAUUGGAAACAGUGGAAAUAGUAGUGCAGUAUCUACACUCGCUGCUGUGGCCGGUCUCAAAGUAAAAUCGAAUAAACCAGAAGAUCUGAAUCAAUCAUUGACACCCAAUGAGCUCUUGAGCUCCGAUCAUCAUCAUAAACGAUCAGCACCGGACUUAGUUUUGAGCCCCAACGGCAUGAUGUGUCCUGAGAAGAAGCGUCGACUCAGCACCGGUCCCAAUGCAAACCAACAGCAUAAUGAAGAGUCGAGUAUGAGUGCAAGUCACAGUAGUAGUAAUGCAGCCACCAGUAUAAAUGAAAUCAAUGAAAUCUACGAGACACUGAUCUCCUCCACUGCAAGUGGACCUAUCGGAUCGACAAAUGUUGGCACGUUGCCUCAUUCGUCUCUGUUAGCAGCGGCAACAUCGUCAGCAAAAAACUUGAAGAGCUCCAGCACGAACAACAGUAUCAACAACAGCGCGUUUGGCAAAUGCAUUAGCAACAAUAAGAACACAGUAAAGCCAGCGCAGUCGAGCCCUACGACGUCGUCCGUGUCAUCGCCUGGAGCUCUGGCAGCUGCAUCAAAUACUAAGAGCUCGACGCAGUCCUCAAAACAGCCAUCGUCAUCCCCUUCGGCGGAAACAGCGAAAAGUGGUAAACCACCGGGGAAAAGCGAUUCCGAUGUUGCCACUGGGGAUACAGAUGGGAAGGACAAUGAAAGUAAUAAGACAAACAGCAAUACCGCAACUACUACCUCAGGUACAGAAGUGUCCAUCAAUCAGCGAAUAAACAACACCCAUCUGCAUCAUCACAAUCGUCCGCCGGAAAAAGCUGGUGAUUCUCCUGCAAUUUCCUUAGAACAAUCCCUCAAUCAGCAGCAACCUCCAACAAUAGCAAGUGCCAGUGGGCAUCUUUUGACGCAAGGAGUACGCGGAUCUCCGGGAUCUCAAGCACAAGGCGAAGACAGUGGCAUAGAAUCCAUGGAUGCUUUAUCGGAGAAAAGUCCUCAUCAACUGUCGCACAGUCCACAGGGAAAUGAACCGAAUAAGCUGCUGCGAAUGGAUAGUCCUAAGGACAAGUCACUACCUGUAGUAGAAUCAAAAGAAUCAUCAAAACAUGACUCAAGCGGGAAUAACAACAAUAAUAGUCACACUAAUUUGGACGAAUACAUCCAAAUUGAAGCAGAAUUAGCUAAGAUGGAAGGCAUGAACGACAUUGCAAUUACUGAAAGAACAGCUAAGCUGAAUGGAGAUCAUACGACACUGAUGAAACCCAAGCAGCAGGAGCUGGACCUUCUAGGUCAUGCCGCGCUACUGAAAUAUGAUGGUGCGAAUCUUAGCAAAAUUUUGGAUGACAUAGACGACGAUGAGCUUGUUAUGUCUGAUGAUGCUGCUGUAAAGGGGAAAAGUAUCGAAGUGUCUUCCAGUGAAAAUUCAACCCCCAUGCAGCAGGAUUCGAAGACGAGUGUGGUCAAAGGAGAAGAGGCAGAAGACUGGCUUGCGGAUACGGGAAAUAAGCAACAGCAGCAGCAGCAACAACAACAAAAAGGGGAAGCAAAUGUUAUACUCACUAGUAAUAGUAACAAUAAUCUGACGGAUAAGACCGAGAUCAAGCUGGAUACCACGCAACUCGUGUUGGAGGAUUGUUGUAGCAAUAAAGAGGUGUUAAGUUUAAAAAGCGAAUGUGAUAGUAAAAUAGUUGAAUGUAAAGCUGUAAUUAAAAAUGAUCCUGAGGAGGCUAUCGUUAGUAAUAUAAAGGAAGAACAAAGCUGUAAUAAAAACAGCACUAAUCAUAGCAGUAAUGAUAGCAGUAGUAGCAAUUCCAUGAAAUCAAAACCAGUGAUUACGCCGGAAGCGGAUGAGAAACCUAAACCGGUGGAAGUAGCUGCACCCAUAGUAAAGAAAGAAGUCGUUGCAGAUGGUGCAGCUGCUGUUGUCGAGCCAAAGCCACGACAUGAGCAACCUCCUCUCUACAGCUAUUCUAGUGAAAAAGCUCGUGAGCGACGAUCAGCUGCUAAUUGCACUACUUCCAAUCAAUCACCCGCGCCGGUUGUUGAGAUAAUAGAUUUGGAUGAUUCUGGUAAAUCUGCUGAACUUGAAGCUCCGCAUGAACCCGAUCAACCUCAACAGCAGCAACAACAAAACAAAGAGAUUCAUUCACCGUUGUCAAUCGAUAUACCUUUGCAUCCGGAUUCGGCUGAACAUCGAAUAAGGACGCGAGCUUCGAGUAAACUUGAAAGUCCCCUGGAGCCACCUAGGCAAAGUCCAUCUAUCGAUUCACCUGCUGCUGAGAGACUAAAAAACACCUUGAAACAAGCCACGAUUGUCUCGAAUACGCCAACACCAACAGCUGCCGCCAGCGGAGAUCGGUUAAGUCCGAAAACCCUGCCAAAAACUGGUAAAAGGAAACGUCAAGGAUCAGAAAGCUCAACACAGUCCUGCGUCAGUGAUGACAUUCUUCCGAGUCGAACAAAGAAGCCCAGAAAAGCUGCAGCUGCAGCGGUCGCCGUUACGGAAAGGCAGAAGAAAAAUGUUGCAGUUCGUAGUGCACAACAAAGAAGAACCGCAACGGAAACGCCUCCGACGCCGAAUACACAGGCUACACCGGCUACUGUUGCAGCGGUUGAAGAUUCUUCGGACAGCGAUGAGCCAUUGAUAGAAAUUGCGGGUAAAUUUCGAAAUUCUAAACUAACUAAAACAAGUUCUUCUUCUACUACCACUUCUCCUACCACUUGUACUACUACUUCGACUACAACAACAUCAUCAACCUACUCCUCAUCCUCCCCUACAACAGGUGCCAGUUCGGGAUCUUCGUCUACGGCAGCCUCAGGGUCGUUAGAUAAAGAAAAAGUACUUCGCAACCAUAAGGCGUCGGCCGGAUUGAAAACAGGUGGCACUUCGCAAAACAAUUCAUCGCCAGCUUCACACAAUAGCGGUGGUUCGAGUAGUUCGACGAACUCUCAUAAAUCUAACGCUCAUUCCAGUAGAUCUGCUGCCGCCCAUAAUGCACCUGCGGUACCCUCGAGUACAAACGCAUCAGCAGCAACAUCGUCCGACGAGAAAAUUAGUACUCGAAGAAGUAAUCGCAUGACUACGUCAACUCUUUCGACCGCCGCUAUGAACAGCAAAGCGAAAGCCAAUGCUACGCAUAAUACUUCGGCAGCAGCGAGUGGCAAUGCAGAGAACCAUCGAGACUCGACUCACUAUCAGAAUGCAGUAGGUCACCAUAAAAACAAUCACGCGAACCAUCAGCACACGUCGGCUGGUAGCGGUUCCAAAGGGAUUGCCAUCGCUGCUGAUGGCAAGGGCACUGGUUCGGGUGCUAGUGGUUCCACAACGACUAUGAACGAUGCAUCGUCUACCCCAGUGUCGGAAGUGAGGCGGAAAACGAGAAGUGCCGGUUUAGAAACCAUCACCGAAGGCCGCCGAAGAAGGGUGUCCCGCGACAGUAAGUGACCAAUCGCUUGCGCCUCAGCCGAGAGUAACUGCAACGAAACCGUGCCAGGCGGUCGUCGUCGCAGCAUUCGUCAGCUGUACGAUUCACACCAGCGGCAGAAACGCCGUUUCCUCUAUUCGCACUUUUUCGAACAAUCCGACGACGAGCUUGAUGGCGAAGACAAUAGCAGUAGUGAGCUCGAAGAGCACAAUAACAACCUUGUCGUCGAUGUCAUUGGCGGCGAGAGCGAUAUUGUAGAGGACGAAAACAGCAAGGAGUCAAGUAUCUGUGACGAUCCGUUAUUCAGUGAAGAGGUGGACCCUCUAUCUACCAGCGGUUCGGAACAGGUGCUAAUCGGUACAGCAGAAGACGUUAGCAGCAAUGGCAGAAGGGCGGUAGUUGAGGCGCAGUUCAACGGAAGAACAACCCGAUCUAAGCACAGUGCAACGACUGGUGGCGCUGACGAAGAAGAUAAGGAUUCUUAUGCUAGCGAAAUCAUUCUCACGACCAACAGUGAUUGCAGCUUGGAUGAGUUUGUAUCGUCGGAUGACGACAGCAAUCUGGAGAUAUCUGUGGUAACUAUUUCUCUCUACUGAUGAUAACGGGAACAGUUUAAUGGUUUUAUUUAUAAACAUAGCGACUAACUGGGUGGCUGCUCUACAGAGCAUUGUCAUCCGGUUUAAAUUUUUCGUUUUUAUUAUUUUAAGACGAAAGUAACCAAAAACUUUUCAAAAGUAUGUAAACAAAUUUUUGAUGCAAUUAUGAAAUUCAGUUUCAACAAUGAUGCCGUAUUGUGUGGUACUAUUAUACAAACGUAUAGUUUUUAUUUUUGCGAAAAAUAUAUUUAUUUCAGUAUUGUCUGUUCGUUUCAUUUCGGAAUCUGUUUUACAAGGUUUCCAAUUUUUCUGAUUGUUUUGUAUUGUUCAUUAAAUAGAGACAUGUGAUUUGAACUGUUCAUUUUAUCGCUGCAGAAGAAAUAUUUAUCACGAUAAACAACAAUCAACAGAUGCUAAUGUAUAUAUUCUGUAAAAAGUAGCUGCGUUAGAAAGCAAUGGACUUAAGGAGUCAAGUUGGAACAGUUUUGAGGCCAAUGAAGUUUAACUGUGUAAAUCGGUUGAUACACAACGAAGGAAGUGUCAUAUUGGCUAUGGUUUGUGUUUGUUAUGUUUCCUGAGUUCACAGAUUUUCGAAAUCUGAAGUAAUAAUAGUAAUCUCAAGUUCAUGCCCAUGAUUUAAGAUGCUCACUCUCUGCACUUGUCAACAUUUUUUUCUGCGUGGCAUCACAUCUCAACUAGGACAGAGCCUGCAUCUUGGUUUGGUCUUCUAUUUCUGGAAAAAGAUGACUUAAAACAAAAAUACCAUUUUUAUAAUCAUUACAACAUAUUGAAUAAUGGACACAGAUGGCAUAACUUAGAAUUUAUUGUUGUUCAUAGACGGCUUUAGAUAAAAAUUGAUUUUCUUUCUGAAUUUUCAUUAAUUUGCUGCGGACAAUUUCUUAAAAGUAUGGUAAGAUAAAUACCGAGAUUCUGUAUCGAAAUUUAUCGAAUUCUCAGCUGCUGUUUUCUCGGCAAUGCAUCUCGUUGCAAUCGGUGCAGAAAUUUAAAUGUGAGCUAUUUAAAAUUUAAAAUCAUCUAUAUUUAUUGUCCAUGUUUCAUAAAAAAAGUUAAAUACAAACCAUAGUUAAAGUCAUUGAUUUCAAUCGUUUACAAUUGGUUAAUGAUUCAUUUGAAUAUUGUAAAUUCACACGAAUCUCUAAAACCGCGGCAGAUAACAAGUGGACCUCAAUAUCGAAAAGCAAACAUGUUCGAAGACUUCUUCUGUAUAUAGAAAAACAACAAGACACAAAUAAAUGUUGAAGCCAUAGAACAUAAGUUGGACAGAAGGUAUGUUUCGUUAAAAGAUUCAGGGAUUCGUCUCAGUAGCGUUACGUGUUCAUCUUCAUCUAAAUAGGUUCCCAUUAAAUCCACGAACUUACUCAACAUUCAAGCACACCAUCAAUCAAGCAUCUCAUUUCCUGUUUAUCGAACGUUAUAUGUACGAUGUUAGCGAAAUGAGUGUAUGUAUUGCUUUGCACCAUUUCCCAACAUGUUAGACAUGUCUGGAAAGUUAAGCUGUAUGUACAAAAACUAUAGUAAUGACACUAACUCGUACAUUUACGUUCAUUGAAACCACGCAAGAAAAGGGUGUUAGAUCAUCUUUAAGCGUAACCUGACACAUACACACAUGCAGUGACAUAAGAGUUUAGUUUAGUAUGCAGUAAUUGAACAACUCACUGAAAGUUAAUUCAAACAAUGCUCUGUAUUUACUGAUCGUGUAUCUAUUUCUUAUAAUUAUAGAAUACAAAGCAAACGCUAAGAAUCAGAAGUAAAUUAUUGAAUAAAUUAAUACUACAAAUUAAAUUUAUUAAGAUCGAAAUAUCAUUAAAUACGUUAUAAACAUAUUGCAUCUGUCGUGAAAUCGGAGAUGGAUGUGACAGGAAAACAUAAAUAAAGAAAUCUAUUUUUAAGACUACACGAAAAACAACAAAAAGUUUCAACGCAACUGAAAUAAAAAUAUUUAUAAAUAUUCAAUUUAAUUUAAUUGCUUACAAAAACAAACACAUUUGUAAAACUGUGAGAAAUAUAUUUGCUUCCCAGAACGCUGCUGCUGAAAAGUGUUUAAGCAAAGCAUUAUUUGUACAUUAUUCACGUGUAAACCUAAUAUUCUAGCGUAAUUCACAUCUCUUAAUCACGAACUUACACAGAUACACGAGUCGCCCCCAAAAAAUCCUACGCACAUACACUCACUCAUAACACAAUCAAACACCAAUCAUUACGUUCACCUUCUCUCUCGUCGGUUCACGAGUAUGUAUAUGCAUUCAUUCCUUUUUUCUUGUACUUGAACAUAUUUGGAAAGAGCGGAAUACUUCUUCAUCCUUUCUGUUCGUUGCUUUCUGUCUUUGUUCUUUCUUAAAGAGAGUCCAACAUUGUAAAUCUUUCCUCUUAUGUAAGAAUAUAUAAUUGCCAGGAAGUAAAAUAAUAUAAGAUUCACGAAGCAAAACAUAACAUUCAAAACACACGCAGAAGUGAGAACAGAAUGCAAAUGAGAAUACACGAUGAAAAUAGCGUAAAUUAUUCAGAUAAGUGUAUGCCGUAGUGGAGAAAUGAAAUGUGCAAACUGAUAUGCAUACAUUUGCGACACAAAAACAUACAGAUUAUGAAGUAUAUGAAAUGAAAAUAAAAAAACAGUAGAAGCGAUACUAUAUACAUA
Messenger RNA from Aedes aegypti (yellow fever mosquito), 10978 nucleotides. RefSeq names its product serine-rich adhesin for platelets (gene Ncoa6). The record is from RefSeq and is a predicted model, not a curated record. Gene Ontology annotation, molecular function: hydrolase activity, hydrolyzing O-glycosyl compounds. The transcript has 6 exons. Gene Ontology annotation, cellular component: transcription regulator complex; histone methyltransferase complex; nucleus. Bases 1036 to 7749 code for a protein of 2237 amino acids. NCBI's taxonomy places the organism in Eukaryota, Metazoa, Arthropoda, Insecta, Diptera, Culicidae. Gene Ontology annotation, biological process: positive regulation of transcription by RNA polymerase II; carbohydrate metabolic process.